Brassica oleracea var. oleracea is the source of this 522-nucleotide messenger RNA. Its product is annotated as small nuclear ribonucleoprotein Sm D1. Lineage: Eukaryota; Viridiplantae; Streptophyta; Magnoliopsida; Brassicales; Brassicaceae. Gene Ontology annotation, cellular component: U5 snRNP; commitment complex; U1 snRNP. The record is from RefSeq and is a predicted model, not a curated record. Gene Ontology annotation, biological process: RNA processing; spliceosomal snRNP assembly. Gene Ontology annotation, molecular function: RNA binding. The transcript has 4 exons.
CGCUUCUUGCCAUUGCUGUAUCGAGCUCUCCCUAGAAAGAGAAAAGCCCUAGAUCUCUUCAUCUCUCGCCAUGAAGCUCGUAAGGUUUUUGAUGAAAUUGAACAAUGAAACAGUUUCAGUAGAGCUUAAGAACGGAACCAUAGUUCACGGAACCAUCACAGGUGUAGAUGUUGGUAUGAACACUCACUUAAAAGCAGUGUAACUCACUUUGAAAGGGAAGAAUCCAGUCGCGUUAGACCACUUAAGUGUCAGGGGAAACAACAUUCGCUAUUAUAUUCUUCCGGACUCCUUGAAUCUCGAGACUUUGCUGGUCGAAGACACACCAAGAAUCAAACCGAAAAAACCAACUGCAGGAAAAGUUCCACCAGGUGGUCGUGGACGUGGACGUGGGCGUGGAAGAGGUCGUGGACGUGGCGGCCGGGGUGGUCGUUAAGCACUAUGCAGUGAUCCGAAGUAUGAUCUAUCUUCUUAUCUUAUAACUUUUCAUGAUUUUGAGAUUUGAUACGUUAUUACCAAACUAAU